This is a messenger RNA of Tuber melanosporum (Perigord truffle), 1905 nucleotides long. RefSeq lists its product as uncharacterized. The record is from RefSeq and is a predicted model, not a curated record. The transcript has 2 exons. Bases 31 to 1782 code for a protein of 583 amino acids. NCBI's taxonomy places the organism in Eukaryota, Fungi, Ascomycota, Pezizomycetes, Pezizales, Tuberaceae.
ACACCCUCCUCAACUAUGGGAAAGUCCACCAUGAGUACUAUUAGUCUCGCAGUGUCAGUUCUACAGAGCUUCAACAGGGUGGAAACCUUCCUUGACCCUUACCAAACCCUUGAUCGAACCGCAAAAAAGCUAAAGCUACGCAUUCUGACAGCCAAAACUCUCUUCCGAUCAGAGAUCAAGUUCCUUCCGGGGAGCAGCGCUUGGGGGGCAGAUUUUCCGCAAGGCAUCCGCGGGAGCAGUGGCGCCACCAAAAGUACUCGCGGUAGGCAAAAAGUAUCCGAAAAUACGAGUCGUGACUUGGUAUUACGCAUAGAUAUUUUGCCAUAUAUUUUACGAAUCCCAAUUCUCGGAUACUUCUUGCCUGCAGCGGGUACCCGGAAUGAGCGUUUGCUUGAGGGUGAUAUUAAGAUUAAGCUCGGUUCAUCCUAUGGCCGGUUGCGGAAUUCCAUGCGAAACGCACAAACGGCAUUGGAAAACAUUACGGAAAUUUUGGAAGAGCGAGCAAGGGAUGCCAAGUCGAAAUCCGAAACUAUAUUGAUAUUCAGGUCAUGUUUGUGGGGUUUGAUGGCAAUACUCCGAGUCCUGUCACUAGGAUAUCCUGAAGUACCCGUACAAACCAACAUAGUGCCAGAGAAACCGGUUUUCGAGCGCCUGGGGCUGGGGAGGUGUCCUGGGGGGUCUACCGGUAGGCUUGAGGAAUUACUUGCUAUAUUAGAGAAGGAAAUCAGCAUCAUAAGCGAAGUUCGACAGCUUGUGAUCGAGCCUUCAGGGUCCGAAUCUGACCCCUUACAGACUUCCACGGUCUCGAGCCUUCCCACCCCAGGAGAGCCGGCGAAUUCGGAACAAUUGAAGUCUAAACAAAACCAUGUUAUCAAUGACCUUUACAACCUGCUCUCAAGGGAAUUGGGUUGCCGAUGCCACUUCACCCAUCUAUCAUUGUGCAGUGUUUCCGCGGAUCCCUCUUCCAUAAAGCCGAUGGACUCGAUCUGUUCUUUCUUUGUCACUCUCGACUUGAACACCUGCAUGGAUGCAUAUGCCGCCAGACACCCCCUAGGUCUCACAGCGUCGAGGUCUCUGACGCCCACGCUCACGCCACCACGCACAGAGAAUCCCACUGGCUGCUCCACAAUCAUAACCUCACCCGUAGGUUCCCAGCAUCUCCUAGUAUAUCAGUCUCCUACUCGAAUCGAGUUUCUCCUCAAGUCUACCUGCCCUUCACUGGGUUCUCCGAAUGUCAACGCUCGCUCGAAUUCCCCACCAAUCCUAACGCUUCGCGAACUUCUAAGAUCCCACUCUCGAGGGGAAACUAGCAUGAAACUGGGGGAUAGGGAUAGGCUACUUCUUGCAGCCAAAUUGGCACAAUGGGCCCUCCAGUACAAUGACACCCACUUGCUAUAUGACCUAGAUGCCCGUAAGAUUCGUUUCUUUACACGAUACGAGUCCGACCUGAACAGCGGGAGCUGGACGCCUUAUCUAUCGACUGCUCUCAAUGGGCCCUCACCUGCACAUAACGAGCGUGGUGGGUUAUAUGCUCUUGGAUUGGUGCUUUUAGAGCUGGGGCUCCAGGGACCGUUCAUUGAUGAGUCCAUUGAUGAGUCGCGAAGCGAGGCCGCUAUCAGGAUUGCUCUUAGGAAGCUGUUGACUAAGUUUGGGUUGGGGCUCCGGUAUAGAUGUAUCGUCAAAGAAUUGCUGGAGAGGAGGAGCAGAGAGGAGAAGCUGAUAAAUUUGGAACAUUGGAUAAGAUCCAUAGAAGAAAAAGAUUUAAAAUAUCUCACAGAAUAGGAUAGUAGGGUUGGACCUCGUUGGGUAUUAUAGCAUCUGGAGGCAUGUAUAUUUGUGAUGAAACUAUACUUGUACAGUACACUAACGUGUUCCUAGCUGCGUUGAAUUUCAGGAAUUUCCCCU